Tarenaya hassleriana is the source of this 708-nucleotide messenger RNA. RefSeq names its product omega-hydroxypalmitate O-feruloyl transferase-like. Gene Ontology annotation, molecular function: acyltransferase activity, transferring groups other than amino-acyl groups. The record is from RefSeq and is a predicted model, not a curated record. The transcript is spliced from 2 exons. Lineage: Eukaryota; Viridiplantae; Streptophyta; Magnoliopsida; Brassicales; Cleomaceae. Bases 1 to 708 code for a protein of 235 amino acids.
AUGUUUAACUCCAACAAUUACUACGCCUUUGCCGGCGAGAUCACCACCAACAGCCUCGGAGAGCCCGAGCUUCUUUGUAAUAACUAUGGCGUCGAGUUCUCUGAGGCUCGCGCAUAUGUCAACCUCCAUGAUCUCGACCUGCUCGAAAAGAGCAUUUACAGGCUUUUCCCAGAGAAGAAGCGUGGGGUGAUGGUCGUACAGGCAACAGAGCUGAACUACGGAAGCUUGAUCGUGACGUGUCGGGUGGACCACCGCAUCGCGGAUGCUUACUCGGCCAAUCUGUUCUUCGUAUCGUGGGCCGAGUCCGCUCGUUCCAUGCCCAUUUCCAUAGUUCCAUCGUUCAGACGGUCGCUGCUCAGCUCGAGACACCCUCCGAAGCACAGCCCUUCCAUGGAUGAGUUGUACAUGCCUUUGCCAUCUGUUUCAUCACCACCUAAACCUAAACGAAACCCCGAUUCCGACAGCGAUCUCGACGAGUUUGUAAGCCGAGUUUUUUACAUCGAAGCCUCGAAGAUCGACGAGAUUCAGUGUCUCGCAAGCUCCGAGUACUCGCGUGUCACCAAACUCGAAGCCUUCUGUGCGUUUCUGUGGAAACUGACGGCGAAAACGAAGCAGAAGUCAGGCGGUGCGAGAAAGGCAGCACUGGGAAUCGUCAUUGACGGGAGGACAAGGCUGGGAGAUAACGGCGUUAACAACAUGGGUUCUUAA